Molecule: messenger RNA, 801 nt
Organism: Ostertagia ostertagi
Lineage: Eukaryota; Metazoa; Nematoda; Chromadorea; Rhabditida; Trichostrongylidae
Source: the annotation of a GenBank genome assembly
AUGCAGGUGACGACGCAGCAGACGCAGGGCCCGAACCAGAACGUCAUCAUGCUCGACGACGGCAAGAUCGGCCUCGCCAUGACGACCAUGGGCGUCGCCUUGCAGGCCCUGCAGGGGUCCGCACCGUGGACCAAGGGCAAGAAGUACGACAGCAUCCGCGCGCUGUUCCCGAUGUACGACACGCCGAUGCAAUGCGUGUCGCUGAAGAAGUCGGGUAUCACCAGCUUCAAGCAGCUCGACGGCAAGACGGUCGGCACCGGUCCCAAGGCGGGGACCGCCGGCACCUACUUCCCGCUGAUCUUCGACACGCUCGGCAUGAAGGUGUCGGUGCGCAACGGCCCGGGCGGCGAGAUGGGCAACCAGCUCAAUGACGGGCUGAUCGACGCCUUCUGUUUUGGUGCCGGCGCGCCGGUGCCGAUCUUCACGCAACUCGAUGCCGAGCAGGACGUCUCCUUCUACACCUGGACGCCGGAACAGAUGGCCGUGAUCCGCGGCAAGAUGCCGGAGUUCACCGAGUCGACCCUCAAGAAGGGCGUCUACAAGCAGCAGGCCGAGGAUCAGAAGACUCUCGGCCUCUACAAUUUUGCGAUCGCCCGCAAGGACAUGCCUGACGCCACGGCUUACGCGAUCACCAAGACCAUCCUGGAAAACAAUCCGGCGAUGUUGCGGGCCCAUGCGGCGGCCAAGGACACGAUCGCGGCCAACGCGCCGCGCAACACGAUCAUCACAUUUCACCCCGGCGCCGUACGUUAUUACAGGGAAAAGGGAAUCAAGCUCGACCCGGCAACGGUCCCCAAGUAG